Molecule: messenger RNA, 957 nt
Organism: Malus domestica (apple)
Lineage: Eukaryota; Viridiplantae; Streptophyta; Magnoliopsida; Rosales; Rosaceae
Source: RefSeq, a predicted model, not a curated record
CCUAAAAACCAAAUGAAAUAUUUAUCCUGGAGCGCCAAGCCAACAGUCUCCUAAUCGACGACGUCGUCUCAAUCCCGCACCGCAAUGCUAAAUAUCCGCUGGCUUCCCCGCCGUCAACAUCUCAGCCUCUCUUACACUCUAAACACCAAGCUCAACUUCCACUCCUUGUCCCAACCCAAGGUCGACGAAUUCGAUGACUUCUUGCCGUGGCUGAAGCGGAAGGCCGGCGCAGAUAUUUCGUCAGCGCUUUCGAUUGGGAAAUCGGCGUACGGAACGUCUCUGUUUGCUUCAAAGAGUAUAACGGCUGGAGACUGCGUUUUGAAGGUUCCGUACAGCGUGCAACUAGCUUCGGAUAAUCUCGUUCCAGAACUGAAAGAUUUGUUGAGUGAUGAAGUUGGCGAUGCUGCAAAGCUUGCCGCUGUCGUUUUGUUAGAGCAGAGAAUGGGCAAUGUAGAUUGCUGUUCUAGUUUAAUUUACUAUGUUGUGGAAAGAUUUUCUCUGUGGAGUUUGAGGUUUUUGUUUAUGCAGGAUUCCGGGUGGGCCCCUUACAUCCGCCGGCUUCCUUGCCCGGAGGAGAUGCAUUGCACGAUAUUUUGGAGUGACGAUGAGUUGGAGCUGAUUCGCCAAAGCUCUGUAUAUCAGGAAACAAUUAACCAAAGAUCUCAAAUCGAAAAGGAAUUUUUGGCAAUUAGGAUGGUAAAUACUUGAUUUUUUUUAUUCUCAUGGUUUUGGGACGUUAAUGCUCGAACCUAAACCGUGUAUACGUUUUAAAGUUUAAUAUCAUCAUCUCUAUUCGGGGUUUAAACUGUUGGUGGCAUGUAAUUCGAUGACCCAUUAUAUUUAAUGUUCGGGCAAAACUAAUCAACCAGAGUAACCAGUCAAUACGACUAGAAUAAUGUGGCACAAAUUUUUCAGAAUUUGGAAUAGUGGGGCAUCCCAUCAACUUAAUAACUUUUU